GCGAAAUUGUACGCUGCCGCGCCUAUGGCUGCGCCAGCUACAACCAUGGCGGACAAGGCUAACGUGAAGGAGCGCGCCAAGGCCGCUAUCUUGGGCGGCUUGCUUGCAGACGCGGCAAGCAUGCCCCUCCACUGGAUCUACGACGUCCCCAAGAUCCAGGACCUACUGGCCAGCAAGUCCAGGGAGGCCACGCCGGAGUUCUUUCCAGAACCUUCCUGCCCCUUUUACAAGCACCCGUACGGCAGCCUCAGUCCGUACGGUCACGAGCUCAUUCCACUGUUGCGGAGUAUGGCGGAGAACGGAGGGGAGCUGGACGAGAAUAAGUACGGCGAGGCCAUGUACGGCUAUUUUACGGCGGAGGAGCCAGACGCAUACCGCAACCGGAGUGUACGGAGCAUCGUGGCGGGCUGGGAGGAGGGGAAGAGGGGCAAGGAGCUCGGCGACAAAGAUGACUUCCAGGCCAACUGCUUUGCAAAGGCGAGUCUGCUGGUGGCGCGCUAUGCGGGGAAGCCUGAGCUGAGGGAGAAGAUGGAGGCGGCCGUACGGGUCCAACAGAAUAACGACCAAGCGGUUGCGUACGGCAUGGCGGGGGCGUUGCUGCUGGAGAAGGUGGUUCUGGGCCAGUCCGUAUCGGAGGCGCUGUCCUGGGCCGUGGGCGAGGGGGGCCUGCAACCCGACAUGGGGGCGCUGGUGGAGCGAGCGCUGGCGACCAGGACGCAGCCGCUCCGGGAGCUGACGUACGAGCCCGUGCCGUACAUGGUCGAGAUGGUGUCCAAACACAUGGCACUUCGUGACAGUCUGUCGCCCUUCGCCCUGGCCGUCUGGUGUAACGGCCCGGCGUGCGGCAACCCCGCCGCCUUUACCAACGUCGCCAUGGCGGCGGCACAGUACGGCAACAGCUACGUGGAUGCCGUACGGGCGAACAUGCUGGCGGGCGGCGACAACUGCUCGCGCAGUUUGCUGAUCGGCGCGCUGCUGGCGGCGGAGGGCGGCAUGUCCUGUCUCCCGCGCGAAUGGACGUCCCAGGUGCCCAAGUGGGCCCAGUACGAGGAGCUGGUGGAUAGGCUGCUGGCGGCCCCAACUGGCCAGUACGUGUGUUGAUGCGAGUGUGUGUAUGUGUGUGUGUGUGUGUGUGUGUGUGUAAGAGAGGGAGUGUGUGUGUAGGGGGGCCCCGCGCUGCCGGGUAGAAAAGGCGGAGUGAAGGGAUUUGGAGGCCUCCAUGGGGUGUGGGGUGAGGGGAAGGAUGGAUGGAGGAAGAAACGAUGUAAGACCCCGGGGGGCACUCCA
Volvox carteri f. nagariensis is the source of this 1287-nucleotide messenger RNA. RefSeq lists its product as uncharacterized. The coding region runs from base 25 to 1101 and encodes 358 amino acids. The transcript is spliced from 9 exons. The record is from RefSeq and is a predicted model, not a curated record. Lineage: Eukaryota; Viridiplantae; Chlorophyta; Chlorophyceae; Chlamydomonadales; Volvocaceae.